CUCAACUAACUUGGUUUGUAUACUUUCACACAAGCGUCCUUGAGCGGUGAUCCAGAGCAAGACAACUGUCAGCUUCACCCGUCUAGUGCAGACGCGAUUUCGUUAUGCAACGCAGCGCCGUGGCAGGCAGACCCAAACCAGUAGAACAUGCGGAGACCUCGGAAGCCUCGGAGGCCGAGCCAGAGCUUAAGCCCGUAGACCCCAGGGCUAAGCUGCGGUCAUUCCGUGUACGGGCGCUGUCCACUAUAGCGCUGAUUGGCACCUUCAUCGGCGUCAUCUGGGCCGGCCAUGUGCCGCUCAUGUUCUUCAUCCUGCUCAUCCAGUUCCUGGUGGCCCGGGAGCUGUUCCGCAUCGCCUACCUGGCUCAGCGCUCCAAGCGCCCGCUGCCGCUGCUGCGCACCCAGCAGUACUUCUUCUUCUUCACCGCGGUCUUCUGGCUCUACCUCAGGUUCAUCAAGAAGAACCUGCUGGUGGAGGUGAGCUCCGACAAGACCCUGGCGCGGCUGUUCUACUGGGCGCUCAAGCACCACAGCCUCAUCAGCUACUCGCUCUACAUGGCGGGUUUCGUUGGGUUCGUGUUGAGUCUGAAGAAGGGGCUGUACCUGCACCAGUUCGCGCAGUACGCCUGGACGCACAUGAUCAUUCUCAUUACCACCGUGCCAACCUCUUUCUUCGUGUCCAACAUCUUCUCGGGGCUGAUCUGGUACGUGCUGCCCGCCUUCCUCAUCGUGGGGAACGACAUCUGCGCAUACCUGGCAGGUUUCUUCUUCGGCCGCACACCGCUGAUCAAGCUGUCUCCCAAGAAGACGUGGGAGGGCUUCUUCGGCGGCUUCCUGGGCACCCUGCUGCUCGCCUUCUUCCUCUCCGCACUCAUGAGCCGCUACACAUGGCUCACCUGCCCGCGCAAGGACCUCACCGUGUUCAAGGGCCUGGACUGCACCCCCGACGAGGUCUUCGUGCCCGACACCUACACCCUGCCCGACCUGGCCUCCCACCUGCCCGCCGGCCUAGCCAGCCUGGCGGCCGCGGCUGCGGAGGUGCUGCCUGCGGGGCUGCGCGGCUGGCUGGCGGACCUCACCUUCAGCGUAGCACCCAUCCAGCUGCACGCGCUGUCGCUGGCGACCUUUGCGUCCUUCAUCGCGCCGUUCGGCGGUUUCUUCGCGAGCGGCUUCAAGCGCGCCUUCCGCAUGAAGGACUUUGGCGACACCAUCCCCGGGCACGGAGGGGUCACCGACCGCUUCGACUGCCAGAUCCUGAUGGCCAUGUUCGCCUACUGCUACUACUUCAGCUACAUCUCGCAGCCCGAGGUGACGCUGGGUGACGUGCUGUCACAGGCCAUCAAGCUGGACGACCACGACCAGAUCCUGCUGGUGGGCAAGCUGGCCAACCUGCUGGUGGGGGAGGGGCUCAUACCGGGGGACGUGGUGGACGCGCUGCACCGGCACCUGGGGGAGCGCUUCACGUGGGACUUGCCGGACAGCUGAACGUGGUAACUGCCGGAUGGCUGAACGUGGGAGGUGCUGGGCAGCUGAGCUUGGGAUAGCUGAGUUUGGGAGGUGCCGUAUAACUGAGCUUGGGAUCGCUGAACGCCGGGGUACCGCAGUCGGGAGCCCCAUGGAGGGCAUGAUGGG
This is a messenger RNA of Astrephomene gubernaculifera, 1631 nucleotides long. The record is from the annotation of a GenBank genome assembly. NCBI's taxonomy places the organism in Eukaryota, Viridiplantae, Chlorophyta, Chlorophyceae, Chlamydomonadales, Astrephomenaceae.